AGCAACUCGUCUUACCGCCUGUUGCAAAAUGACUCUGGCAUUCAUGAUGGAGAAGAAGCAAAGCUCGAUAAAACAAACUGCUGCUAAAAUAAAAACAAAAAUUCAUAACACAUCAUCAUUCUUCAAAAUCUCACUAAAAACUAACAACAAGGCCCUUGCUUUGGCUCUGGCAGCACAAAAGCAGAGAACCCGGCAGCUAGAGAUGGAGACCGUGCAUUUGCAGAAAGUUGUGCAAUCCCUGAGCUUUGACCUUGCCACCCAGCGUUAUAAAAACAAACAGAUGUUUGCUAUUCUGAAAGAAUUUUAUAGCACCUCUCUCGACUGCAUGGCUCAGGCUGUGGAUCUUAUUUCCGAAGAAGAGGUACCAGGGAGCUUGGAAUCAGUGAUCACUGAAGAUGCAUGCCAGCCACAAGGAUUUGUAAGCAAAUUGCUACCUGGGAUUAAGAAUCCAACCAUUCAGUCUAAACAUGUGCAGAAUGUGUUGUUACCAGACAUCAGUGCCACACUGGUGAAUGAUCAUGUUCCUCACUUCUCAGCCAAAAGUAAGAAUAAGCUGUCCAGUCCAGAGAAAGUCAAUAGUGUGCCCCCGAAUCUUCUGCAAGUCUCUGAAAUGGAGAUUACUAUAGUAGACAAUGUGGCUGAAAUAAUCACUGUUCAGACUAAGCCAAAAAAAAGCACUGAGGCUGAACAGAGAAGAUGCAUGGAGAACAGUGAUUCUUGUUUACUGAUGAGUAGACAGAGCAGUACGUGCAUUAAUGGGGAUGCACAAAUGGAGUCAGCACAUGCAAAAGAUAUGAUGGGUAUUUCGCCCAUGGAGGCAUCCUCUAGAGCCCAACUUCAAACAAAUAAGGCCAUCUACACGUCCACCUGCAACAGUGAAGAGGAGGGUUUUCAACAGCCAGAUGAAACCAUGUAUGGAGAGGGAGAGUUGGUCACUGCACACACAAAGACUCAUAUCACCUCGCGUAACCCUAAAAGCAACAGGCGAACAUGUAGUGCACAAAAACAGGCUGAAGGAAACCAAGAAGCAAGAAAAAAACACGUGGUCCUUCCACACCCCACAAACUGUGUCUCCAGCAACAGUGAUUUAGAUGACUAUUUUAGUGAUGUAGAAAGUCAAAAUAUUGCUCAAACAAACAAAGAGAUUUCCUGUGAUGUCAGAUUAUUUAAUGACAGACACACUGAGACUGAAGAUAUUGAGACAUGUGGAAAAGAUUCCCAGAAUGAAAGCACAAACCUCAGGAAAACAUAUGUAAUUCCAUCCAAAUCUAGAACACAAAAGAGCAGAAAGACAUCACUGAUGAAGGAGAGAAGUAAGGACAUUUCCACUCCCAUUUCAGAUAGUACUAAUACUCAAACUCACUUCAAGGAAAUCUCUGUCCAGGUAGAAAAACCUCAAAGCAAAGGUUCAAUGCUGUCAGCCUUUCUGACAGCAGACCCCAGCGCACUGAGAAAUAGGGGAACAUAUGUGAUCCAUGCCAAUCAGUCAAUCCACACUGACAUUCUGAAUGAUGCAAUGGAGAUUCAAUGUGAUGCCAGAUCUGUAGAAACAUCAAAUCCUGAAGCACACUGCACCUCUUCAGGGAUCAGAGAACCACAUCAAGAUAUUUUACCUCUGAUGACAAGCAAAUCUUUUUUAAAACAUUCAAAGCUUAUCAAUGAUGACAAUCUUUUGGACAUUGCCUCUGAAGUUUCUCUAAAAGGGCAUACUGCAUCCAAGAAAGACAGCACAAAUAUGUUGAUGAAAGCAAGAAAGAAGAAUGUUGAUUCAAGAGAAAAGCAUAAUGCUUUAGGAAAGAAAAGACAUUUGGCAUCUGAAUUACAAGGUCUGGUUGAUACCUGCAGUGUAAAGGAAAACUGCACUUCCAAUAAUGAAUUACCGCAACCAACAGAAGGGCCGCAUUGUUCUAGUCUUCAGGAAGGCUUUAGAGGUGAUUCUCUAAGCAAGACUGCUAACACAGACAGUUUUCACUUAGGAAACUUUGACAAAAGUGAGAAUAUAUGUCCUACAAAAGACCUUGACACAAAUCUGAAAGAUGUCACCCUAAAACAAAAUAUUCAGUGCUACAAGAGGAAGUGCAGAGAAACAUAUGUUGUUUCCUCCAGUUUGCUGUUAAAAGGUGGCUCUGAAGCUAGUCGAUUAACAAAGAAAGAAAGUGGGAUUUCUCUUGUCACAAAUGGAAGAACAAUUAUUCCACAUCAUAACAUUAACAUCCAGUCAACUCCAAAAUCCAUUGAGCAGUUGAAGGAGAAACCGAGUGGGUUCCUCACUGAUGAGAGGCGCCCAUGGCAGUCCUUAGAUCUUGGCUCCUCUGACAUUCUUACUUAUGACACACAAGUCAUUACCUGUAGUCCACCAGAGAUCUCCACUCGAACUAUAAACAUUUAUGAGGACCCUGGCUCUAAUGUGACAAAUCUGUCCCCAGAUGGGAGGGCAGUGAAGAGAUUAACAAACACAGACUUGUCAACUAAUGCAUUAGGUCGUACCCGCAGAAAGGCAGCCGUUGUGUCCUACAAGGAACCCCCUCUCAAUUGUAAAAUGAGACGUGGGGACAAGUUCUCCGAUAACACAUUUUUACGUUCUCCAGUGUUCAAAGAUGGCAAGAAGAAACGGAUUAAGAAAAAUAAGGACUAAAACCCUUCCCACGGUCACUAGCAUGACUAGCUGCUUUGUACCUCACAAUACACAGAAACAACCGAUGGAUAUUUGAUUUUCUUCAGUGUCUUAGUUGUCUUUGGAACUAUUGGUGAGUUUAAAUGUUUUAUUCAUUUACUCAGAUGUAAAAACUUGUACUUUAUUGCCAUCUUUAAUGUAAUGCCAAUUUGCCGAGGGUGUUAAUUUGAACUGUAACUUUUAGUGUACUGAUUUAAAAAAAAACAAAAAAAACCAAACAAGUACUGUUAACUCCAUGAGUGGUAAGUUAGAAUUUGGCUGAUGUCUGAUGACCACACAGUUGUCUUGCUGGAUUCCAAGUUAAAUUAUUACAUUUCCUUAAUUGUCACAACAAAAUGGAGUUUCAGGGUUGUACUGUGUGUAGUGUUGUGUUGGUAACAGAUUUUGCAUACAGAGGCAGGCAAGAUGGAGAACAAAAAUCUGA
Electrophorus electricus (electric eel) is the source of this 3098-nucleotide messenger RNA. The record is from RefSeq and is a predicted model, not a curated record. NCBI's taxonomy places the organism in Eukaryota, Metazoa, Chordata, Actinopteri, Gymnotiformes, Gymnotidae.